ACAUCCAAUCCCAUUUCUCCCUCAGUUUCUUUCAACCCUUCCAAACCACAAACAAACGGGAGUUCGAACGGCCACUCAAAUGUGACUGCCGCCCAUAGUCUGAUCCUGGCUUGCUUUUCCUGCUUUGCGCACCUCCCAUCGCAUGUCAGGACUGCCGGACAUCAACGACCCAACAGCGAUAGCAGUCUGGAACAGAGCUGCUGCUCGUCUCGUUCGGGAGACCUUGGAGAGAAUCAUGACUUCGUCUGCGUCAACGGCCACCCCAAUGAAGCAUGCCUUCGAGAGGCGUGUUCAGGACGUUCAGUCGCCCAAGAGCGAUAUCAACGCCCUGAUCCUCGACUACCUAACUAUGGAAGGCUAUCCUAAUGCUGCCGCAAAAUUCAGCAAGGAAGCCAAUAUGCAACCCCACCAAAUUGACGAGACGAUCAAGGUUCGUCAGCAGAUUCAAAAGUCAAUCCACACCGGAAGCAUUCAGUCCGCUAUCGAGGCGCUGAACGAUUUUGACACGGAGAUUCUGGACCAUGAUCCGACUUUGCACUUUGCUCUGCUCCGUCUACAGCUUGUCGAGCUGAUUCGUUCGUGCACAAACACACCUGGCGGUGAUAUCACUCCCGCCUUGACCUUCGCCACAAAUCACCUUGGUCCUCGGGCGCCAACAGAUUCCCGUUUCCUCAAGGAUCUCGAAGAGACUAUGGCAUUGUUGAUCUUCCCUCACAAUGACCUCGAGCCUCAGUUGGCAGCCAUUUUGCACCCAGACCUGAGACGGGAUGUGGCAGACCAUGUCAACAAGGCCAUCUUGCAGCGUCAAUCUGAGCGUAGGGAAGCGGCGAUUCGACAGCUAGUCAAGAUGCGGGCAUGGGCCGAGUCGACUGCACGAGCUGAGAAAAAGGCUCUUCCUGAACGAAUCGGGCUCGGUUUGAAUGGAGACGAGAGCGAUGGGCACGACCAAAUGCAGCUGUCCUAGUACGAUGAAGCACGAGCAUGCUGCAGGAAAGAGAACAAGCACUCGUGUGGAUGCAACAGGAUGCUGUGUAUGUUUUUUCAAAGGAAUCACGGCCUGAGUAACUGGCCUCGGAUAGCGCAUGGAGUUACAGAGCAAGGUUUGAUUUAGGGACAUGGACAACAGGAUUGUAGGUAUUCUGCAGGCGUUGGGCAUUCGGUCAAGACUGAGUUGAUUAUGGUACAUGCAUUUCAUCGCGGGUGUACCGCAUCGGGUCAAACAGAAGACCGACACGAGUAGAAACAAUACCGCUCGGAUUUUUCACUACCUUAUUUCUCAACCUUUCUAGUGACACCGCGAUCUGUCGUUAUUCGAUCUGGCUCUUUUCGGGCUUCCCCAUCAACGUUGAGUGGUUAGUUGAGCGAACUGUCUAACGGUGGCCCGGCUAUCCAAUCAGCAUGCAAACAAGUUCGCUUACAACUGAACAGCCGUAUAGACGUUCAAAAGCUCAACAUCGUU
Molecule: messenger RNA, 1459 nt
Organism: Colletotrichum navitas
Lineage: Eukaryota; Fungi; Ascomycota; Sordariomycetes; Glomerellales; Glomerellaceae
Product: ran binding protein in the microtubule-organising centre
Exons: 4
Coding region: 143-964 (273 amino acids)
Biological process (GO): proteasome-mediated ubiquitin-dependent protein catabolic process
Cellular component (GO): cytoplasm; nucleus
Molecular function (GO): protein binding
Source: RefSeq, a predicted model, not a curated record